Molecule: messenger RNA, 1505 nt
Organism: Lasiosphaeria miniovina
Lineage: Eukaryota; Fungi; Ascomycota; Sordariomycetes; Sordariales; Lasiosphaeriaceae
Product: VIT family-domain-containing protein
Exons: 2
Coding region: 214-1068 (284 amino acids)
Biological process (GO): intracellular manganese ion homeostasis
Cellular component (GO): fungal-type vacuole membrane
Molecular function (GO): manganese ion transmembrane transporter activity; iron ion transmembrane transporter activity
Source: RefSeq, a predicted model, not a curated record
GUCAGAAAAAAAAAACCCCCCAGACUUCGUGAUUACUGGAGCUGACCACGCAGCGAACCGUCUCCACCUUCCAUUUCUGGCGUGGCGAACAGCAACUCAACAGUUACAUUAGCCAAAAAGUAGGGUCAUCGCAAAUAAUCUCACGCCAAACGCACCAUUCGACGGAACCCGUCAAUCCAGCUCCGAUCAGUCCCUCAGUCCAUCAACGCGACCAUGCCUGCACACGCCGAGUCGUCGCCUCUCCUGGGGAGACCCCGCACGCCGCCAGCCGAGCCGGGCGUCGAACGGGGGCAAUGGGUGUCGUCGCCUCGGCUGCGGCCCGCCAUGAUCAAUCGCGUCUCAUCAUCGACGCACCUGCCCGCGGCGGCCGCACACGUCGAGCGGCACAGCGGGGGCUACGACGCGGUGCUGCGCGACGUGAUCCUGGGCUUCUCGGACGGGCUGACGGUGCCGUUCGCGCUGACGGCGGGGCUAUCGAGCCUGGGCAGCACGCGCAUCGUCAUCAUGGGCGGCCUGGCCGAGCUGUUCAGCGGCAUGAUCAGCAUGGGCCUGGGCGCGUACCUGGCCGGCGUCAGCGAGCGCCAGCACUGGGAGGCCGAGCACGCCCGCGAGUGCUGGGAGGUCGACCACGUGCCCGACGAGGAGCGCAGCGAGAUCUACGACAUCCUGGCCCGCUACGGCGUCACCCGCGCCGCCGCCGAGCCCAUGGUCUCCCAGCUGUGCGCCGACAAGACCACCUGGGUCAACUUCAUGAUGGACUUUGAGCUGUCCCUGCCCGAGCCCGACGUCAGCCGCGCCUGGGUCUCGGCCGCCACCAUGGGCCUCAGCUAUUUUGUCGGCGGUCUGAUUCCGAUGCUGCCUUACUUCUUCAUGGACCAGGCGUCCCAGGCAUUGCUCGUCUCGGUAGCCAUCACAGUUGUCAUUCUGCUGCUCUUUGGCUACGCGAAGAAUUGGCUCACCAUCCGAACCAAAAAGGCCGGCGUCUGGGGCGCGCUGCAGACGCUCGUCAUUGGUGCUCUCGCUGCAGGGACCAGCUACGCCAUCGUGCGUUUACUCGACACAAACUGAGAUGACGUAAUCUGGUCACCACUUGGCAUAGUAAAAUCGGCACCGAAGUGUCGUUGUCUGGGAGGCGGCUGCCGAGCGCUCUUGUAUUAUAACAAUCGCCAUCAUUCACAGUCUUCAGCCAGCGAGCUGUUUUGUCAUCCUUCCCAUCCUUCCAAUCGGUGUGUGGCAUUUAGAAUUAUUUCUGUUGGCACGCGCCACUCUCAUGACCCCAUUCUCCUGCCCACCACGGAUACCUAUAUUUAUCGAUGAGUUCUGGGGAGCAGACUAUUUGAGUUUAGUUGUGGUGCGAUGUUCCAGCUCGACUUAAAUAACAUUAAGAGGCGUGGGGAGUGGAAAGACUCGUGAAUUCCAAUUACAGACUAUUAUGGAGAGUGUUAACAAACUAUAAAGUGCCGUGCAAAAAUAGAGGUGCGGACAAUAAAAAUAAAAAGGGCGUG